Molecule: messenger RNA, 5348 nt
Organism: Drosophila rhopaloa
Lineage: Eukaryota; Metazoa; Arthropoda; Insecta; Diptera; Drosophilidae
Product: nephrin
Exons: 12
Coding region: 345-4052 (1235 amino acids)
Biological process (GO): cell-cell adhesion
Cellular component (GO): cell-cell junction
Molecular function (GO): cell adhesion molecule binding
Source: RefSeq, a predicted model, not a curated record
UCUGCGCGUGGUCUAUGUUGACAAACAUUUCUGUGGCUCCCAGUUGCGUUUUUACCCGAUCGAAGUUAUUGCGCCGAAACAUAUACAAAUAUUCGAAACAAAAUAAAUAUAUGACAAAUAUUUAUUAAAUCUUAGACAGUUCGUACACACUGUUAGUGAUAAAUAAGUGCAACGAAAAUGUUCUGCAAAAUGCCUUGCAAAGUGCGGCCAAGCCUUGAAUUGGCUGAGGCUUGUUAUUAACCCGAAAGAUACAAAACAUAAGCCCAAACUGUAAACAAGUUAAAGUGAGUGAGUGAGUGUGUCGCAAUCUUACAACAAAUUCCAACAAUCGAGCAACCUACAAGAUGCAGUUUUGGAUAACUCUGACAUUUGCCGUGCUCUUGGCUGGCACCAUCUGCCACGGAAUGGCCGCAGUUACGGCACCAACUCCGGCCGUCCAGGUGGCCUCUCCGCCGGUGCAAAAGUUUCGCCUGACGCCACACGAUCUGCAAAUACUCGAGGGCACCGACACUCUCCUGCGAUGCGAGGUGUCCGCCCGGGCAGGAAAGGUCCAGUGGACCAAGGACGGCUUUGCGCUGGGCUUCUCGGCGGUGAUACCGGGAUUUCCGCGGUAUUCCGUGCUGGUAGAUGCCAAACAGAAUGCCUACAACCUGCAGAUCAAGAACGCCACUUUAGAGGACGAUGCCGAAUACCAGUGUCAAGUAGGUCCUGCCGCCGGAAAUCCCGCCAUUCGGGCUAAUGCCAAGCUGAGCAUCGUGGCGGCACCCAGUAGCAUCGUCAUCGAGGGAUAUGCCCGGAAUGCCCGAGUGGAGGUCGAGGAGCGCCAGAACCUCACGCUGCACUGCAUCGCCGAGAACGCCAAUCCUGCGGCGGAGAUUGUCUGGUUCCAGGGCGAAGUGCCAGUCAACACGGUCCCCAUUGUGUCGGUGAACCAAACUGCCCCGAAGCGUUUUACGACCAGCUCCACGUUGCACCUGCAGCCCCGCUCGGAUGACGAUUACAAGGAGUUCUCCUGCGAGGCGCGGCACAAGGCCCUGCCCCCCGACGUGCCGAUGCGCGCCCAGGUGCAGCUCUCCGUGCUCUACCCACCCGGUGCGCCGUUCUUUGAGGGUUAUGGCCAGGGCGAGAGCCUGCAUCGCGGCCAGGAAGUGCAAAUUGCCUGCCGCAGCCGCGGCGGGAAUCCCCCGGCCCAAUUGACUUGGUACCGGAAUGGCGUGGCCAUCAGUUCGCCCCAGCGCACCUCGGGCCGUCUGUCGGAAAACGUUUACAAGUUCACCGCCGCCGCCGAGGACAAUGGGGCUAAUUUGGUGUGCGAGGCCAAGAAUCUGCUGGCGACAACUCCCCUGCGCGCCGAACUCAAUCUGACUGUCCUGUAUGCCCCCAAGGAUGUUUAUCUGAGUGGAGCCAACCAGGCCAAGGUCGGCGAUUCCGUGCAACUGAGCUGCGUGACUGCCCCUUCGAAUCCCCAGGCCCGCAUCAGUUGGUCAAUCAAUGGACGGCCAAUGGAGAACAGUACCUUCAAGACGACGAGUAGUUCCGAUGGUGGCUGGGUUAGCAGUUCCAAUGUCAGUCUGAACAUCGACUCGCAGAGCAGGACCUUCAUCGCAGUAUGCCAUGCCCUCAACACGGAACUCACACAGAAUGUGGUGGGAUCUCAUACCGUGAAUGUUUUGUAUCCCCCUUCGCCACCCUUGUUGACAGGCUAUAAUGAUGGUGACAUCCUUAUCUCUGGAUCCAUACUGAAACUGCAAUGCAGCUCGGCUGGUGGCAAUCCCCCACCCACUUUGCAGUGGUACAAAAACGACAAGAUACUGAAUGCUCCCUCCAAAUUGGUGGAUAGUAAAAUCACCUCAGAACUGUCUCUCUUGGUCAAUGCCUCCGAUAAUAAUGCCAUCUACAAGUGUAAGGUUCAGAAUGCAGCCAUCGACAUACCACUGUUUUCUACUAAGACUUUGGGAGUUCAUUUUCCUCCCGAAACGGUCAAGAUCAGUGUAGUGCCCAAGAAUCUAGUCCCGGGAAUUCGAGCCAAGUUGGUCUGCGACUCCAGCUCUAGUAAUCCCCCGGCCAAAAUCAGUUGGUGGAAGGAUGGCAUUCCCGUCGAGGGUCUUAAUUUGGCCAAUAGACCUGGUCUCUGGGGCGGUUCGGUGUCCACCCUCGAGAUGUAUGUCAAUAUAACCCAGGAUCUGGAUGGCAUUGUCUAUACCUGCCAGAGUCACAACGAAGUUCUGCAGCGCAGUGUGCACGAAACCAUCAGUUUGGAUAUACUAUAUCCCCCCAAAUUCGAGACCUCGCAGAGCACCACUUUCGUGGGCGUUGAGGGGGCGCCGUUCCAUGUGGAGCUGAUGGCCAGCGGAAACCCCAUGGUAAUUAGCUAUACCUGGACCAAGGACGGCCUUCCCAUUAGCAGCAACAGUCUGAGCGGGCAGCGUUUGAUCUCCGACGGACCGCGUCUCAAUAUCAGCCGUCUCAGUCGCAACGAUGCGGGUGUCUACAUUUGCGAGGCGCUCAAUAGCCAGGGCACCGCGCUGCUGGAGAUCCAAAUUGCCGUGGAAUACGCCCCCACAAUCACCGCCGUGAGUGAGGGUCGCAGUUUUGUGGCCGGCGAACCGGCGGUCUUGGCCUGCCACAUUCAGGCCCGUCCGCUAGAGGCCGCUCAUGUGCGCUGGUCCCGCGACGGCUACGACCUAGCCUCACGCACCAUUUCCAGCUUCGAGAAUGGCACCGCCCUGCUGCAGAUUGCCAAGGUGGAGCGCAGCGAUAUCGGCAACUUCACCUGCAUCGUGGACAACCAAAGAGGAGCUCCGGCUGCCCAAAAUGUUCUUCUAGUCGUGCAAACUUCCCCGGAAAUUGACCAUUCCCCUGGCUUUACCCGCUAUGCCGCUCGUUUGGGAGUUCGAGCUCAGUUGAUUUGCAGAUCCUUGGCUUCUCCUCAGCCCAGUUUUAUUUGGCGUCGUCAUGGCAAGGAUAUAAAGAUGCAGCGUCGCAACAAGUUCAAGAGUGUGGAGCGACAGGUUGAUACCCUGAACUAUGAAUCUGCUCUCCUUAUUGAAAAUACCUCGGGAGAUGACUACGGGCAGUAUGAGUGUGUGGUGCGAAAUGCCCUGGGACAGGCUAGCACUACCCUGGAAUUCAGUAAGCCCUCUCGUCCAGAUGCUCCUCUGCAGUUGAGAGUGGGAAAUGUCAGCGAUACGGGAGUGGAACUUAGUUGGACACCCGGAUUCGAUGGUGGCAUGCAGACCUACUUCCGACUGAGACUCAAACAGCAUGGCGAGGAUAAGUACAAGUAUGUGGAUGCGAAACCAGGACACCAGAACAUAUCCCUCGAAGGUCUGAAACCUGGGGCCACCUACUACUUCUCGGUGAUGGCGGCCAAUGAAGCGGGUGGCAGUAAAUUCAUGCCUGAUAUCAAGUUGACUCUGAGUAAGGGUUCCCAGCCACACUCAGCGGAAUACACUGAAAAAGACGAGCUGCCAAAUGUGAUGAUCAUUGGAAUCACCUCGGCUGCCAUGGUUUUGUUGGUGCUGAAUGCUGCUCUGGUGGCCUGGUUUGUGAUUCGUCGGCAGAAUAAGUCGCAGAGCGAGGCGGAGCCCAGCAACGAUGAUGUGUACUCCAAGGAUGACAGCCAGUCUGUCUAUAAGCUGCCCAUCACUGCAUUGCAGGCGGAUGUGCAGAAGAAGGCAGCCGCAUCCACAUAUCUGGUGGAGAACGUGGACAUCAUCCAGUCGACGGCGUAUCCGCCGAAAUACCAGGAGAGCUCCAUGUGCACCCCGCCGUACCCGCUCUGCAAUCCGGACUUCACCCGGACCCUGCCGAAUCCCAAGCGGCACAGUCAGCGGAACAGUGCCACGGGCAUGAUCGAGGGCAUGCAGAUGCGCUCCAAGGACGAUCACAUGCUGAUCUCCAACGGCCUGUACAUACCAUCGCCAUCGCCCGCCUCCUCGCUGGUGAUCAAGGGUAGCUACAUAUCCUCGCCAUCGCCAGCGCCGCCAGCAGAUGGGUCGUACUUCAAUAUGAGCGACAAAUACAUGUCCUAUCCGCCGGUGACUUACUAAGCCGUGCUGAGCGUCAAUGACAGCCACAGACAACCCAACCCAGUUGAACCCAGCUAGACUGAUUGACAUACAUCAUUCAUAAUCACCAUCGGAAAACACGAAAAACGAUAAAGAAACACACACUGGAACUGGACUUCAAUCGUGUGCUUUUCGGUUGCGAGAUUGGUUGUUGGCCGUUGCUGUUGGUUUUAUUGAAUUCUUAUUUUUAUUUUAUGUUUGUAAUUAUUACUAUUCGACGUUGAUUAUUACGGAGCGCAAAUGGAGAAACCAUGUUGAGUGUGUUUUGAGAAAAGACAUUUGCAUGCGGCGCUCGAAGGCUGUGAUAAGUACCUGUGCCCAAAGCUCCGGAGACGUUGGCACCACCGCAACUCGCCACUCGGAGAUGGCAACACGCAGGCCAAUAACGUUUGUUUGCCACAAGGCCAAAAGCAAACAUCCCCAUCCCAUUUCGGGGGGUUAGGGAUUCGGGAUAUUGGUCUGGCCACGGGGCAGGUGCGCAACCCGUUCUACGAAUAUGCCUCUGCCCUCCACCCACUUUUAGUCCACCACAACCCGCAACAUCGGCAGAAGCAGCAGCAUUAGUAGACACCACAAAAACAAAAAACAAAUGAAACAGAUGAAACAAACGAAAUGUGGAAGAGAACAACAGAACAUUCUCAAAAUAUUAAUUCGUAGUAAGGUCUUUCGAUAUUAAGUAGUAGGAAUUACGCAUUUUAGCAUUUAGCAUAAAUAUAUUACGAGUCUGGCGAGUCGUGACUCAUUCUCAUUAGCAGUUGUUCAAGUUUAAGCUAUAGAACAUACCAAUAUUUAUCAAUAUACGUACUAUAAACAUAAACAUAAAUGAAUAUACAUACACACAAAAGGCCCGAAAAGCGUAAGUGUUCGUUCGACUUUCAACGAACACCGAUUCGAAAUCACCAAAACCGAAAACGAAAUAGCGACUUCAAUUAUAUAAAUACUUUUAAGUGUGACUUUUCCUAGACCUAAGACUUGAGAAAAAAUAAAGUAUAUUCAAAAUAAACAUUUACAGCAUUCAGCGACUUUCUUUUUAUCAUGCAUGACAAUAAUUAUAUACAUGGUAAAGAAGUUGAUGCAUGCACGCGAGAGCGCCAAAAAUUAUGCUAGAGAACUCUAUAAAUACAGAUUCAAUAAAAAUGUUAAUUAUAAAUUAGACUUCAGCCGCAUUUGCAUUUAAAUUAAAGAAGGCACGAAAAGGGAGCUAAGUAUGUGUAUAAAAUAAAAUUUCAUUAAAAAAAGUAAUUAUUUAAAUGUAAUAUUUAAUAUAUUAAAUGAAAA